AUGCCCUUCUCUCCGCGCGGUAUCCGCAAUUCCAUGGGUGCGGUGAACGAGUUCGAUGAGUCUGAGCGCGGCCGCAUACGCGAAGCAGCGAUUGGCGACAUCUCCCCUGUUACGGACGCAUCGACCUGGUUCAGCGGAUCUUCCGGAAUGGAACCGGGGCUAGAGAACAGCUCUGGCUGGCGAGGUGACGUCCCCAAGUGA
Dacryopinax primogenitus is the source of this 201-nucleotide messenger RNA. RefSeq lists its product as uncharacterized. Lineage: Eukaryota; Fungi; Basidiomycota; Dacrymycetes; Dacrymycetales; Dacrymycetaceae. The transcript has a single exon. The record is from RefSeq and is a predicted model, not a curated record. The coding region runs from base 1 to 201 and encodes 66 amino acids.